UUAUACAGAAAGUGGAUUGUAUAUUAGCAGAUAAUCAGUGCGCUUCUAUGGGAUGUGAUGCUUAGUUUAGUUUUGUAGUUUAACCAGUUAAUUGAUCUACAAUACGAGUCAAAGUUUGGACGGUCACAACUAAAUUUAGAUUUCCAUUAAAGGAUUAAAAUCAUUGCACAACCAACAUUAAUGAUGUGAUCAUUUAUAUAGAAUAUCUUGUUUAUUUCUCAAUACAACUCCAAUGAAACAUAACUAUAAAAUCCUUGUCCAUCUCAGAUUAUUUGGUUUUGGAAGAAUAUUAUUGGGUUCAUAUUGAGACUUUUGAUUGUAGGUGUGGGUAUCUUUGCAAAUGUGAGCGCAGUUGAAAACAUUGUUAUAAUCUGUAACCGAGAGACACGUGUGCGCUUCAUGGGCUUCAAACUAGUUUCUGAGGAGCAGGACACUUUCGUCUUUCGUUUGCUCUUCAUAGUGUUACUGUCGAGGAGAAAUAGACUUGUGGACUAAUAUAAAAUGUGCCUAUAUAAAGCUAUAAAGCUUAGCUACGUUUUGACUGGUUUAUUUUUAAACGAGUUGGAGCACGUUAGUGAAGGAAAAUCAGCCAACAAGUGUUGAGCAUACAUGUGAAGUCAUUCAGUGGUGUUCGAAAGCACCACAGCAUUUAAUGAAGAAAAUACGUGGAGAGUUUACGGUUUGAAUAGAUUUGAUGACUUACUAUUACAGUAAAAACGAACGAGUAGGUGUGUUCAUGCUGACUGGUAGUGAAAGUGUUAAUAGCACUUCUUUCUUUUCUUUUUUUAAGAAAUCGUAAAAGCCUCCAAAGUUUAUUUUUAACAUAAAGUGGACUUUUGCAUCUUAUAAACCCUGUGACUUCUUCACCAGACUGCGUGAUCCAGGACUUGGGCAGUGCGGGACUUGCGCGCACUCUGGUUGUGGGAGCGAUGCGCGCGCUGCGGGCUCCGGUUCUAGUAAUGGGGCUCGUCAUGUUUAUCUGCACUACUGCACAAAGCGACGCCAGCGUGAACAAGGUCGAGAAAACGUUCAGACGGAUAAUGGACAUCAUGAGACUGGCGGAAAACAGCGUUGACGACGCGAGCGCGCAAAAGAAAGAGAGCGCGCCUAAGGACACUCAUCGUCUCAAAACGGAAACCGGGGAAACAAUUUUAAAAAUCUUUCCCAGAGACCUCCGAAGGAAAGAGAAGGUUAUCAAAAUCUUAACAGGUCCUCUUUAUUUCAGUCCAAAAUGCAGGAAGUACGUCUACAGGCUUUAUCAUAACACCAGAGACUGCACCAUCCCUGCAUACUACAGAAGGUGUGCACGACUCUUGAUGCGACUGGCAGAGAGUCCGAGAUGUCAAGAGGGUUAACUGUACCAGCAGGUUAAAGCCAAACCAGAAUGACCCAAGUAAAAAAAAAACAGCAGUCAAAGUGCCUUUGGACAAGAGAAGAGAAUUUAAACCAACACGCAACAUUCCACAUAAUCAGCACAACGCGUCCAGAACACUGCUCUGCCUCUCUGGAGAAUAGAUGUCGAAAAGUAUUGACAGUAAUUGACAAGUAAACGGACACGGAAUAAUGGGAUGCACUUGCCCAAGGAUGGUCUGAUGGACUCAACAUAGAGCCAAUGUUAAAACACAGGACGACAGAGAAAGAAAACAGAAAACGCAUUUGGCGUAGUGCGUUCUGAACCUGUCUGCCAAAAAAAAAAAAAGAAUCUUUUCAUCAUGACAAAAGGGAUUGCCAUGUUUCGAUAUCAGAUUAUAGAGACUCGUCAGUCAGUGCUGAUGUUUUGUAUGACAUGCCUUGAUGGGGUUACAAUUCAGAGCCGUGAUGACAAAUCGAGUUAGUUCGCUGCAACGAGAGAGCUUUGCUUUUCUCUGUUCUUGAACUGAAAAUCAUGAAAGUUAAUUGCAUUAAAGUUUCCUUUUGCUUUUGUUUGCCAGCAGACAGGUAGAUUUUUGCAGUAUAUCUGUGACCAAAAGCUUUUUGUUUUCGUGUGAGACUAUUAGUGUACGACUGUGGAAUAUAUUCAGUAUAUUUUGAUAUGUAAAUGUUGUACAAAUGAGACUUUAAAAUCCCUAUAACAAACAUAAGCGUCUGACGUAUGAUGGGAUAUGUAUAUUUAAAAGAAAAUAUAUUUAAAUAAAUUAUGAU
Molecule: messenger RNA, 2142 nt
Organism: Carassius carassius (crucian carp)
Lineage: Eukaryota; Metazoa; Chordata; Actinopteri; Cypriniformes; Cyprinidae
Product: ALK and LTK ligand 2a-like
Exons: 5
Coding region: 930-1355 (141 amino acids)
Biological process (GO): positive regulation of ERK1 and ERK2 cascade; positive regulation of ERK5 cascade
Molecular function (GO): receptor tyrosine kinase binding; receptor signaling protein tyrosine kinase activator activity
Source: RefSeq, a predicted model, not a curated record